AUGCUCCUCACGCUCUUUUUCCUCCUGCCCCUGCAGUUGCUUAGCGUCGCCGAUGCGCAACAAGGCUUCAACACAUCGGAGUUACUGGUGAACAUUCUCGACGGCCCGGUGCUCGGCCACUGGGCGCCGCACAACCUUCGGUGGAGCCCGCCCGACAAGCCGGACGCGUGGACGGCGGCCAGGAAUGCGAGUCGCUUCGGCCCGGCGUGCUACAACGCCCCGCUCUUUGACUUUGAGAACUUUACUCCGCCGGCGGAAGAAUCCGAAGGUUGCGUACGCUACGUGGCUAUCCCUUUGCGUUUCGGCAAAAGACCGCUGACGAGUGCGGAGGUUGUCCGUCAAUGUGUGGGUGCCCUCCACAUCGCGCCUGAAGAAGGGGGAUCCGAGGCCGCGGUGAUGUUGUGGGUUUACGGCGGCGGGUUUUCGUUCGGAGGUUCCUAUCUACCCCUAUACAACGGAGCAUCCUUCGUAAGGGACCAAGAUGACGUUAUUUUGGUAACCUUUAAUUAUCGACUCGGCCUCUUCGGCUUUCCGGGUGUACCCGGUGACGGCAUCUACUCCGACGAAAAAAAUCUAGGCCUCCACGACGUCCGCGCAGCGAUAGAGUGGACAUACGACAACAUCCGUGCUUUUGGCGGCGACCCCAAGAAGAUCACCCUCUUCGGCGAAUCCUCGGGCAGCGCCGCAACCGACGCCUACCUCUUCUCAUCAGCCUCCGGCCCCCUGACAAGCGGGGCAAUCCUCCAAUCGGGCACUAUCUCCAUCGUCGACUCGGCGGCAGGCAAUCACUCCGCGUGGGCAAACCUGACCGAAGCGCUGGUGUGCAACUCGCCGAUGGCGUCGUACGCGGAGGUGAUGUGCUUGCGGGCGUACCCGGAAUUGCAGCUGCGCGAUACCGUCGUGAAGGUGCAGCUCACGUUCGGGCCAGUCGUGGAUGACAGCACGGUGUUCAGCGAUGCGCGGGAGCGGCUGGAAGAGGGACGGUUCACGCGCGUGCCGAUACUCAUUGGCAGUAAUGACGAGGAGAUCCUGGAAGGGAGUUUGGCUACGAGGAACAGCUUCACGUGUCCGGCGGCUAGGAGCGCGAGGUUUCAUGCGAUGUAUGGCAGCGAGGUCGCGCAGAUCUUUGGGACUUUUGAGCAAGAGAGUGCGUUGCCGGAACAGAAGGAUAGCAGUAGAUACAUUCAGGGUGCGUGGGCGGCAUUUGCGAAGGAUGCGCUCAAUGGGCUGGGGAAAUAUUGGCCUAGCUGGGAUGGGGAGGUCAUUGGUGAGGCUUGCAUACAACAACCACCCGGGGCCACAUUCACAACUCCGUGGAAUUACGAGUCCGGCUGUAAUUUCUGA
Molecule: messenger RNA, 1344 nt
Organism: Tricharina praecox
Lineage: Eukaryota; Fungi; Ascomycota; Pezizomycetes; Pezizales; Pyronemataceae
Product: Carboxylesterase family-domain-containing protein
Exons: 7
Coding region: 1-1344 (447 amino acids)
Molecular function (GO): cholinesterase activity
Source: RefSeq, a predicted model, not a curated record